Cydia splendana is the source of this 3418-nucleotide messenger RNA. It is a transcript of the gene Sou, whose product is annotated as E3 ubiquitin-protein transferase RMND5B. Gene Ontology annotation, biological process: proteasome-mediated ubiquitin-dependent protein catabolic process. The record is from RefSeq and is a predicted model, not a curated record. Lineage: Eukaryota; Metazoa; Arthropoda; Insecta; Lepidoptera; Tortricidae. Gene Ontology annotation, molecular function: protein binding; ubiquitin protein ligase activity. The transcript has 8 exons. Gene Ontology annotation, cellular component: cytoplasm; nucleus; GID complex. The coding region runs from base 137 to 1399 and encodes 420 amino acids.
AUUGUCGAUGGAAAUUUGACAGUGACAGCUGAUACAAGUUCAUUGACAUGAGUGACAAGACAAAACAAAAUGUCUUUCGUGUUUUCAUUUAGGAAUAUAUAAAAUAUUACAAUGAUUCCUAGCUUCCAAUAGCUAUAUGAGUAUUUCUGCAUUUCCAUACAGUACAGGUUUUUUGGUUAAUUGUUUUGAGGUUAUCCCGGCCGCCAUGGAUUCUUGUAUCGGAGUUGAACAAGAUUUGGACAAAGCAUUAACUAAAUUCAAUGGUUUACACGAACACGCAAACAAGUGCCUCGAGGAUGUUAUUAAACAGGUUGAAGAGCUGAAGAAAGAAAUAGCUAAUCAGCCUGCAAACUCACCACUAUCACAAGAGCAGUCCGCAGCCGUGAGUGAGCUGGUGGCCUCCAUCAAGCAAAAUGUUUCUAAUCUCUCUACAGAUCACAGAGAGCUGCACGCGACGGUAUCCCGGGUGGGCAAGUCCAUCGACCGUCACUUCAUCGCGGACUACGCGUCCGUGGCCCCCAAGGCCGAGAGUUUCUGCAAUGAUGCCAAUCGGCCUAUCAUGGAGCAGGCCAUAGCGCAACAUCUAUACCGACAGGGUCUUGAAGAGGCCGGCGACGCAUUCGUGGCCGCCUCCGGCUGCGGGCCAGUAGCCCGAGCGUGCACGUUCGCGCUGCUGCAACGCUGCGCUGCUGCCUUAGCUGAGGGCGACCCCUCUGCUGCAUUAGAGUGGGCGGAGCGCCAUGCGGCGGACUUACAGCAUAGCCCGUUGCCGUUUACUCUACAUCGUAUGCAAGCCUUAAAGCUGGGGCGCGAGCAGGGCGUGGGCGCGGCCAUAGAGUACGUGCGCCUGGUGUUCCCGGCGCACGCGGCGCGCCACGAGCGCGCGCUGCAGGCCGCCGUGUGCGCGCUGGCCUGGUGCGCGCCCGGCGCGCCGCCGCCGCCCGCCCACUACCGCCACCUGCUCGACCCCAAGGCGCUCGGCGCGGAGGCGGGCGAGCUGUUCGUGCGCGAGGCGUGCACGCUGCUGCGCCUGGCGCCGCUGUCCCCCCUCGCCGGCGCCGUGCUGGCGGGCGCGCGCGUGCUGCCCGCGCUGCACGACCUGCGCGCCAAGAUGACGCACCCGCACGUCGUGGCCGCCUGGGCCGACGAGGAGCUGCCUCUCGAGUUCAUAAACCUACAGGUGGAUCUCGGCGAGGACGGCGGCGGCUACCACUCGGUCUUCGCCUGCCCCAUACUUCGCCAGCAGGCUUCGGAACACAACCCUCCCAUGAGGCUGUUAUGCGGACAUGUCAUCUCCAGAGAUGCGCUGAAUAAGCUCGCCAUGGGCGUGAAGUUGAAAUGUCCAUAUUGCCCGAUGGAGCAGUCACCGUCGGAAGCCCGCCAGAUCUACUUCUCCUGAACGCGCGUUAUCUCCACAAUAGUUAUAAUAAUAAAAUAUGCAAACUACUCUUCAAGCACCACUGUCUGCCAGUUUUACCAACCUGACAAUUGGAUGGAAUUUAUUUCGAAUUGUCAAUGUCAAGUGACAAAUGUCAGCAUGGCGAAAUAGGGGCCUGGUCACUAUUCAUUAGAAGUAAAACCAAGUCCAUCAAGUGUCGUUGGUGCAACUGGCCCUAAAACUACCUGAUUUGACUUGUCAGUAAAAUAUAGAUAGUCGUUUUUGUAGGAUUCACGACGGACGCCCUAUACGAGCUAACCUUUGGCUGCCAUUUAUAUUUUAAAACGCGCUGUAGCUAUAUAUGGAAUCUAGGAAAAUAGUGAAAAAUGAGACUGGAAAUUAUGGAAAGAUUGGCAUACGAACGGAGAAAGUUAUAUAAAAAAAUAUAUGGCUUAAAUAUUUUUGUAAUAACAUUAAAAUUUGUAAUUUAGCAGCGUACAUGUUUGUACCAUUUUAAGAUUUUCAUAAAAGAAGCAAUGGAGUCUAGGCUCCAUUUGGCUAGAAAACUAAAUUUAUAUUUUGGCACUGUCGUCUAGGGAGCCUUACUCAUGAAAUUAUAUUAUUGGCCAAAUUACGCUUGAUAUAGUUCCCUUAUUAAUAACUCUAUUAAUUUUAUUUGACGCGAAAAACCGGAUAACUCGGCCAUCCCUCCAUACAAAGGCCAAAAAUUUUUCUUCUACUUUUUCCUUUUCAAAACACGAUACCGAAUAUGCCCUUAAACGGAUCCCCACUAUUUUUGUUACAUCCUGUAAAUCUAAAUGACAGCGCUAAUGGCCUAGCGGUAAGAGCGUGCGACUUUCAAUCCGGAGAUCGCGGGUUCAAACCCCGGCUCGUACCAAUGAGUUUUUCGGAACUUAUGUACGGAAUAUCAUUUGUUAUUUACCAGUUGCUUUUCGGUGAACGAAAACAUCGCGAAGAAACCGGACUAAUCCCAAUAAGGCCUAGUUUCACCUCUGGAUUGGAAGGUCAGAUGGCAGUCGCUUUCGUAAAAACUAGUGCCUACGUCAAUUCUUGGGAUUACUGGACCCCAGGCCCAUGAACCGUGGCAAAAUGUCGGGAUAACGCGAGGAAGAAGAAGUCUUUUAGACAGAUUAAUACAAACGGUUCUUGUACCGCGUUUAUGAAUAACGUCGUUAUUAGUCAAUGAAUAAAACAAGACCGAAACUUACGAAUUAUUACUGAAUAUAUAUUCUCAGAUUAAAUAGCCGAAAGAAUAAGUCAUGGCUGAAAGACAAAGUUUGAUGAUGACAUUCUGUUAACGUUGUUUUAAUGUAAAAUAACAAACAUAUAUAAUAGAGACUGUCUAUGAUAUCAUGAUAUGUGUAUUAUAUUUUAAUUCACCAGAGACCUUUUAACCGUUGACCGUAAGUCGAUUAUAUUUCAUCAUAAUCAUAACUUUCCGUGGGCGAUUUUUUAAUAAUUUAACUAUGAAUCGCGCCGAAACUUAAUAUGUAUAGAGAAGAUAAAGUAUGAAGCCAAUUAUAAUCAUUAAUAACUUGAGCCUAGUUUAACUGUAAGAUAUUAUACUAUGUGGUAGUUAUAGCUAUUUGUUUUUUAUAUGAAAGUGGUGGUAGCAAUCAAAGCGAACAGUUAAAAAAAGGUAUAUGCAAGUGUGCACUGUGUUUCAUUUAAGUCAAAAUAAGGCCGAGUUUUCACUUAGCGUAUAAACAAUUUAUGAUUUUUUAAACAGACAGAUUACAAGUUUGAUAUAAGGUGCAGGGGGUCAAUUUCGACCGCGGGAAAAUUUCAACUAAUCAAUAGAGCCACACACAACACAUCUUAUUCGCUAUCUGGACAUAUAUGGCACUCUAGUUAAUAAUGUAAAACAUGGAAGAUAACUCGAUAAGUUGAAAUUUUCCUGCAGUCGAAAUGGCCCCCCUGCACCUUACAGUAAGGUUGUGGAAUUAUAUCUAGACAUUUUAUUGUAAUGCAGCAAAUCUACGUAGAGAAGCGAAAAUAAAAUAAAGAUACCUACUCAAA